AUGCCUAUCCAAGACGAAAUUGUUGGAAAGUGGAACCUUGUUUCCUCUGAGAACUUCGAUGCCUACCUCAAAGAGGUCGGUAUUGGUAUGAUGACUCGGGCUGUUGUUACCAAACUGAAGCCAACUGUUGAGUUCGCCAUCAAUGGAGAUGAGUGGUCCAUGAACACUGUAUCCACUUUCAAGACUAUCCUCCAAAAAUGGAAACUCGGAGUUUCUGCCGAUGAUAAGACCGGUGAUGGACGUGAAGUCAACCAAACUUUCACUAUCGAAGAUGACAAACUCGUUCAAAUCGAAAAAUCAUUGGACGGAGGAAAAGAUUCCAAAUUUUUGAGAUACGUAACUGACGGAAAACUGACUGUUGAAUGCGAAUCCAACGGAGUCAAGUGCAUCCGCGUCUAUGAAAAGGCCAAGUAA
Messenger RNA from Auanema sp. JU1783, 414 nucleotides. The record is from the annotation of a GenBank genome assembly. NCBI's taxonomy places the organism in Eukaryota, Metazoa, Nematoda, Chromadorea, Rhabditida, Rhabditidae.